UGCAUAUAUAUAGGUUAUGUCACGUUAAUCCGUAAAGUGCUGAAGACAACUUUUUAUCGCUGCCGUCUCGCAUAGAGAGCAGGCCUUUGUUCGUCAAACAUUCCGCGCUCAUAGCAUCAUCUAAAAUUAAUCGACUUUCCACGGCGUGGGAAACAGCAGAAUCGCCGAAUCCACGACGAUACGGUCAUGAAUUCAGGGAUUUUUCAGCUUCCGGGAACUGCUCGUGUGCACCGCGGCCGCCAUUUUGCUUCCCCCGCACGUCUGAUAUGUCUUUCUAAUGUUAUUAUCGAUGAAUGUUGAAAUUUGCCCGUGAAACGUAUCUCGUGCUUUGUUGUCCGGGGAGAACGAGUUUUUCUCUCGAGAAAGGAAAAAAAUCGUGCCGCGGGUGCCUGAUCGGCGAGACAUCUCUGUCGGAAACGAUUCCCACUGUCGUCCCAACCUCGGCCCAACCGCAGAAACACGGAACGGAUACAGGUGCAGCCUCGCGAUAGCGAUCGCGAGCGAUUUAAUCCAUCGCCGAGCGCGAGUAUGCUGGCCAGCUUGUACGAGGGAUAUCUCUGUCCACGUCGCUAAAAGAUCCCGUUUCGUCGAGUCGCAGCCUGCGCACAGUGUGUUCUGUUGUCGAUGUAACGAGCUAACCUAACCAAAAAAAAACGCAUCGAAGCGACGUCGCGUGUAUGUGCUUAUGUCAACAGUGGAGAGAUCUCGCUCGAUGACAUGGCUCUGGUCACGCGUCUGAGAUCGUCGAGAGCCGGAGAUUUGGCAGUCUUCACCCUCCCGACGUCUGUCCGAUGCGCGAUGCGGUUGCACGAGCAUGCUUAGGGCAUGUUGGAUGUAGACCACUACUACUAUGCGAGGUGGAACAGAUCUGGACAGUAGCAGCAAUCAAUGAAGGUCCCUAUUUCCGAAAACUCAAACAUGGACAAUAAAUUGAAGUUUUCGGACCGCUUGAAGGCUUUGCUGAAAACUGAGGCUCAUCAAGAUGUUGAUCCGUACAUUUUCAGUGAACCAGAACCAUUUGCCGCGGGAAGAAAUGCCACCGCGGGAAGAAAUAUCGCCACGAUGGUUCCGUCUAUAAAUUCUGAAGUAAUGCAAAAUUGUAAAAACAAUAAAUCGAAAGGUAAAUGUAUGAAGCAGAGACUAAGGAUAGCGCCUGUGUCAAACAUAGACUAUAAGACCAUUGGAGUCAAUGCUACAACGGAAACAAAUAUUGAGGAUGGCAUUGGGGAGAAUUUGGAUCAGAAAUUUUCUAAUUUGGUUCAACAUAAACAGCGACAUAUUGAAAAUUUGCAAAGAUUAAAAUCUAGAAAGCAAAAUCGGGACCAUACUCUGUUAUAUUAUCCUAGAGCUGGAGAUGAGAUAUUCGAUAGCGAUUCGAGUGGAGAUGAGAUGACAAUCUAUCAACGUCAUUGGUUUCUUGGCGAAUCCGUCACAACGCUAAAUCGUGCAGCCCGGUUGUCUCAACUACGUUCGCAAUUACAACGACAAUUAAUUCAAUUGCGUAUCAAUGGAACUGACACUGAAAAUAUGCUACGGCAGAGGGUUCGAUGUUUAUUGGAGGCUGCUUCUAAAGAUCCUGCUUCUACUGCAAGAAGUUUGAGCGAUUCUCCAAAUAAGAGCAAAGUGCUCGAUGGACCACUGUUAGUUGGUGGACCAUGUGGAGCGGAAGGAUGCCAACAGACAUCUUUACCUUGUACCCGGCAUUGUUCUCGCCAUAUUAUGUUAAAUGGAGAUCAGCUUUUAUUUGAGCAUUGCACUGCCAAGUUUAGUGACAACACACAGUGUUGUGUUCCUGUGUUUGAUGUCGCGCACGAAUUACCUCUUUGCCCAGAACACGCAAGGAAGAGAGACAAUUAUCACCGUAAAAUUCAAGAAUCCAAACCAAAGAAAGCGCGUAAAAAGCCAGCUUCUCCUACUAUCCCAGCAAGGCCUAAACCUAAAUCUAAACCGAAGAAACGCAAACGGCCGCCCUCGAAUAAACUAGAGACUAAGGGAACCGCAUUGAUGCACGAGGAGAGUCAUUACAUGAGCCAAAUAAAUUGUAGUGAAAAUCAUGCCAAGACAUUAAAUAACUUGAAUGUUCCGCAAGGAACUUCAAAUUCCUCUAACUUAAAUCUAGGAUUGGGAUUAGGCUCUCUUGGAGGACUGAGUAGUGGCCUCAAAGUCGAGCUUGGAGAUAAUGAAGUAUUUGCUUCUUUGGAUUCUGCUGAGCAUGACUUUGGCACUGUGCUCAAUAACUUGCCCCCUGAUGCUUUUAAUGACUUAUUUAUCGAGGGUAGGAAUGGAGAUUAUGAACCAUCUAGAGAAGAAGAGGAGGAAUUACAACGGGCUUUGGAAGAGGUUGAUAAAGAUGUACGAAAUUUGGAGAGAAUGGGACAAACACAUGGACUCUUAGAGCCAGCUUUGCUCGCUCAACUUAUGUCGGACAUUGCCUCGUAGCCCCACUAAUUCUAAUGUAACAAUUUUUGGAAAUGAGUUCACGUGUGUUCCUUGUAACGUAGAAAAGAAGUACUGUUUGUGUCUGUGCUGCUAAAUGUAAGAUUGCGUUAUAGACUGUUAUUACAUAGCCACGCAAGUCCGAGAUAAUGGCAGGGAUUGACAUACAGAAAGUAACAAAAAAAGGAGAAAAAAACAAUAGCAAACUUAUGAAUUUAGUAUCAACAUCAUACAUAUUGGGUACAAUAUCACGGGUAGAUAUGUGUCGAACGAGUAGUAAUGUAAAAACCAAGAAUUCCAUCCUUUUUGACAAAUAAUCGCGGACACUUUGCGUCAUCGUCGUAAUACAUGCAAUAUAUUUGUAGCUUAUUUGCAAAUACUUUAACUUGCACUUUAAAAAUUUGCUUAGAAAAAUUGUUAUAUAUAGCUGUAAUUAUAAUACAUGCAAUCACAUUUUUGAGAAUACAGAGUGAAGAAGAAGAAAAGAAAAUGUCAUAUAAAUAAUUCAGACUAGAUUCCAACACAUAUGAGCUAAACAAGAAAAAUACAUAGUUUUCAUUUUUA
Molecule: messenger RNA, 3000 nt
Organism: Camponotus floridanus (Florida carpenter ant)
Lineage: Eukaryota; Metazoa; Arthropoda; Insecta; Hymenoptera; Formicidae
Product: INO80 complex subunit D
Exons: 3
Coding region: 889-2439 (516 amino acids)
Cellular component (GO): nucleus
Source: RefSeq, a predicted model, not a curated record